Serendipita indica DSM 11827 is the source of this 1449-nucleotide messenger RNA. NCBI's taxonomy places the organism in Eukaryota, Fungi, Basidiomycota, Agaricomycetes, Sebacinales, Serendipitaceae. The record is from the annotation of a GenBank genome assembly.
AUGCGGUUCAAAUUAUUUAGCAAAUCCAAGAAAUCUCACGUAAAUCAAGCAGAUUCGCCCAGAUCUUCAGCUUCCUCUCUUCAGGAAGCAGAAACAUGGGAUGUACUCAGUCCCCUCAAAGCGGCUUGUAAAGCAACCCAGACGAUUAUCGGCGUCGUUCAAGGCAUAAAGAACAACCAAGAAGAUUGGUCGGAGAUUAUACAGCGUCUCCAAGACUAUCUUUCGGCUAUCGAGGAACAAAUCACCCUGCUCAAACGCGAGAAUACUAGUAGGCCGCUCGACGAGGCAUUUUGUCGACCACUCGCCCGUUAUGUCAAGAUCGUUGACCGCACGGAACGACAAAGAAGCAAAUCACUCGGAGGUUUCGCAGAAAUCAGUACCAUCAAGAUUGACGCCGGGGACAUCCAAAGAUUCAAUCGAGAUAUCGAGGCUCAGCACAGGCAGUUUAUGGAUGCAUUGAAUGUCUAUACUGCAAACCGCGUUCAAGUCAUUCAGCACGACACCAAAACCAUCAAGGAAACCAUGUUGACAGAAGCCGACUAUAAUACUAUACUCCAGAUGCCAAUGGUUGCUUCUGCUGCUUCUUCUGUUCACAAUGCUUGUCUCAAGGGAACCCGCCAGGCUGUCCUACAGGAAAUCGGGCAUUGGGCCAGAGAGGAGACAUCAGAAACGCCCACUUUCUGGCUCUGUGACAUAGCUGGCUCUGGUAAAUCAACCGUCGCAAUGUCGGCUAUAGAACAUUGGAACGCGGAAGGGAUCCUAGGUGGCACCUUCUUCUUCUCCAUGUCGAACAGCGAAUCAUCCACUACCGACAAGCUUUGUUCCACCAUUGCCAGAGACUUGGCUCAACACCUUCCCGAGCUCGGUUCAUAUAUCGCCAAAGCCUGGAAGCAAAACCCUUCGAUCCAGCGAAGCUCGUUCAAUGAACACCCACUCCAGUAUCAACAAAAGCGAGUGAUUCUCGUCGUAGACGCCAUGGACGAGUGCAAGUCUCGACAACAGCGACAAGAACUUGUAGAGACUCUCGCUGCUGCGGCUCGGGAGAGCAAGAAUUUUCAAAUAAUCAUCACCAGUAGCCCAGACCAUGUCAUCGAAAAGGUGUCACAACCUCUUUCGAUCAAAUUCAAGUUGACAGACCGCCUCCACGAUACGAUCCAUCACGAUAAUAUCGAUGAUAUUGCGACUGAUGUCCAUCAAUCACUCGACGGACUGCUGACCCAUGAUGAGAGGCGGCGACUGGUCAACAAGGCCAAUGGGCUGUUCAUUUGGGCGAGCACUGCAUGCCGAAUGCUGGAUGAUGAAUCUUCUCCAGUCAAACUCAAGGUUGUAUACGAUCGGCUAAUGUCAAUUGAUCAACCUGGAGCGAUCGAUGGCGUAUACGACCUGGUCCUGGAGCGCAUUGACGAAAGGUUCAAGCUGAUUGUCGAAGGUUCACCCUUUGACUCUUAG